CUUGCUACCAUCACGCCGGGAUACCUUUUGCCAAAUAAACAUUACGCAUAUGCAAGUCAUUCUGACAAGACUACCCUGAGCGAGGUCACUCCUCGCUGGGAAUCAUCUACAGUAGCUAGCUGAGACAGCAUUUUUUGUGAGAAAAGCUAACGGGAGGCUUCCUUAAUCGGUGUUUUGCGACCCAGUUAAGAACUAGCUAGAUACAAAGAAUCCCACAUGGAGACCAACAACAGUAAUGCCAAGUCGCUUCUGAACCAUGCGUCAACUCUAAACCUGCACACCGGGAAUUUAGUGAACCGGAGCCGUCUCAAGAAAAAAUGUCCAUCCUCGCCAAGCGAAGAGCUUCAAGACUGUGUCAGAGGCACCCUGAGUGAGUGGUUCAACACAACUCCUCCCAUCACAGACAAGGAUCUCCCUGAAACGCUGGACUGCUCCAUCCCCCAGACCACAGAGGCCAUCACCCCGGAGGAGAGGGAGGAGCUGAAGGUGUCAGUCAAGCUGUUUCUGUGUGAGUCGGACCAGUCGGCCAUUAAAGAAGCGGUGGACUUGGCCUGCGUGACCCUGGGAGUGUCUCAGCUGGACUCUGUGAUCAUAGCGCCCCCUAGCCUCCCGGACGGGGAGGUCCAGACCCUGGCCCACCUGCAGCCAUGCUGGGAGGAGCUUGAGGCGCUGGUCCGCAGCCACAAGAUCGCCGCCAUCGGCACCUCCGACCUGGACAAGGACCUGCUGGAACAGCUCUACAACUGGGCCCAGGUGAAGCCCAGCAGUAACCAGGUGAACCUUGCCUCCUGCUGUGUUAUGCCUCCUGACCUCACAGCCUUCGCCAAGGAGUUCGACAUCCAACUGCUCACUCACAACGACCCUAAAGAGCUGAUGUCGGCCUCCAGCUUCCAGGAGGCGGUGCAGGAGAGCACCAAGCAGCUGCAGGUGGAGGACUGGCGUCUGGACUGGGUGCUGCGCUACUCCAUCAUCGUCAAGAGCAGAGGCAUCAUCAAGGCCAAGGGCUACCUAGUCCACGCCAGGAAGAACAGCCAGUAGCUAGCCGGUUAGCCGGUUAGCCGGUUAGCCGGUUAGCCGGUUAGCCGCCACACCGCGAAGAAGAACUACUUGUGGAAGACAAGCCGGCAGCAGAGGCGUUCUCCUUCUCUAGACACACACACACACACACACGUGAGCCAGGCCUUUUGCUGCUGUUAAGCAUGGACACAUCCAUGCUUAUACCACCUUUCCAUGUAGACUUAAAAUUAUACACGCUGUGUCGAUGGGAAGAUUUUUGGCAAGUGUGUGGGUGUUUGUUUGUUUAGAGAAUGACAGGCUGUCGGUGAGAGAUUUCAGAACAGUGCUGAAUCAUGACCAAUGCAUACUAGUCCAAACCACUCCCCCUUCCCAACUGCAAGGAAGGGCCUCUGUACACGACAGAGAUGCUAGGUAGCUAACCUCUCAUCCAACAUGGUCUCAAAACCAGGCUCCAGUGAAGUGCCUCUUUCUCUCUCUACUCCUCUUUUCCUUAUCUACACUUAGAGUUGUGUGUCCUUGUAUUACUGGACAUGUGGUGUCUGGUAAAAACGAUUCUGACCUCACUCCAGCUUACUCUAGUAUGGAGUAUCCUGUGUGGUUUAUCAGGCUAGGGUGUAUUGUGUUGGGAAACACAAGUCUGUAUGAUUUAAGUACCACAAAAGGAAGUCAGUUUUAGAAUGUAGAUUUAGCUUUUUUUUCUUUCUUUUUUUUACAGUAUGGACUUUAUAGGUUUAAAUAAUCAGUCUGGCCAGAGAGAAAGAGCUGUCGUUUAGACCAAUCAUUGACAAUACCAAGAGGCACUUGUGUGCAAAUGAGCAACUUCCUCUACUCUUCAUUAUUUUUUGGGAAAAGUUGUAUUUUAAAAUGUUGAUUAAAAGUAUGCUUUUACGUUUUACGAGAACGGAAUCAUGUACAUUAAGGUUAAUCAUUCUGAGACCACAUUGAACAUUUAAUGUGGGCUUGAAGUCUGAGAAAGACACAUUUUUCACAUCACAAGAAGUUCUGCAGACCAUGUCAGAUCGCGCUGGGCGAAACAAGGAUCGUCAGGUUUAGCACGACCUUAUGGAGCCCACGUACUUGCUGUCACCAAAGCAAAAGGGCGACAUUCCACAUACUACCAUGGUGAAACUCAUUAACUUCUUUCAAAGAUUUAACUUUUCGCUCAAAUUAUUAAGAUAUCAUUUAAAAAUAAAGUGUAUUACAUUUGAAACAAAAGCAAAAUAGUUUUCACUUGUAGUCACUGAACACUACUGUAUAUUACACAUUUAUUCAUGUUGAAUGUGUUUUUAUUAUGCUUUUCUUGUUACAUUUUACCCUAUUCUUAUCUUUUAUUGCCUGUUUCUAAAACAUGUUCUACCCCCAAACAGUACUGUCUGUAUGAGAUUGAAACUCUUUCCCCGCGAUAUGGCAAUAAUGAAAACCUCAAAUGUACUGCAAUUACAUAGGGACUUGCAUGAAGAGCUGUUCAUUAUACCACUGGAAAGUUUCAUGGUCUAAAAUAUGAAGGUUGUACUGUAAACAAAGAAUAUAUUUAACGUCAACAUUCAUUCUGUAUAUCAUGUUUUAAUUGGGUUUAUUAAAAUGAUGAAAGCAA
Osmerus eperlanus (European smelt) is the source of this 2611-nucleotide messenger RNA. It is a transcript of the gene gclm, whose product is annotated as glutamate-cysteine ligase, modifier subunit. Gene Ontology annotation, molecular function: glutamate-cysteine ligase catalytic subunit binding; enzyme regulator activity. Bases 217 to 1038 code for a protein of 273 amino acids. The transcript has 7 exons. Lineage: Eukaryota; Metazoa; Chordata; Actinopteri; Osmeriformes; Osmeridae. The record is from RefSeq and is a predicted model, not a curated record. Gene Ontology annotation, cellular component: glutamate-cysteine ligase complex. Gene Ontology annotation, biological process: glutathione biosynthetic process.